AUGACUGAAGCGAUCAAGUCAGGCAGAACUCUCCCGCCGUCCAAAUUAGCACACGUCGUGUUAAGGUCACCUAGGCCAAAGCCGAUGGUCGAAUUUUACAAGGCCUUCCUGGGUGCGCAUGUUGUGGCAGCGAUUGGACCUAUGACGUUCAUAACUUAUGACGAUGAGCACCACCGGAUAGCAAUUGGAGCAUUCCCAGGUUGUGGCGACAAAGUCCGAAACAGCGCUGGUCUAGAACAUAUCGCCUUCUCUUUUGACACGUUAAAUGACCUCUUUACGGCCUAUAGGCAGCGUAAAGCUCACGGGAUCCUACCCAUUUGGUGUGUGAACCAUGGGCCUACUACUAGCCUUUAUGCUAACUACUCUGCAUACCAGGAUCCCGACGGAAACGUACUCGAGACUCAGGUGGACAACUUCGAUAAUGUCGAAGAUGCUAAUGAAUUCAUGAUGAGUCCCGCGUUCGUUGAAAAUGUUUACGGCGUCGACUUCGAUCCCGAGGAACUUAUCAAACGGCUGGAGAGCGGUGAGCCAGAAUCUGAGAUUAAGAAACGCCCUGAAAUUGGACCUCGUAGCAUCGAGACGCUACCACUUUUGAAUCCACCCCCGCCUCUAGUGAAGGACAGCUACGACAUUAUUGAGGCCUAA
This is a messenger RNA of Hypoxylon trugodes, 645 nucleotides long. Its product is annotated as Glyoxalase/Bleomycin resistance protein/Dihydroxybiphenyl dioxygenase. The transcript is spliced from 3 exons. Bases 1 to 645 code for a protein of 214 amino acids. The record is from RefSeq and is a predicted model, not a curated record. NCBI's taxonomy places the organism in Eukaryota, Fungi, Ascomycota, Sordariomycetes, Xylariales, Hypoxylaceae.